CGGCGCGCGACUACUGCUGCCGCCUCAGCGAACCUCGCAGUUUUCUCGCCUUGUUGCAGGUGUCCAGCAUGCAUCUGGAGGAGCUGAAGAAGCUCCAGACCGGCCUGAAGCAUGGGAACGACGGAGGGUACCAGCUGCACAACCGUCAGCUGAUGAUGGACUCGGAGAACAACGUCGCCCAGAUCCCCGUCAACCUGCGUCCGCUGGAGUCCAAGGUGUUGAUCAUCCAGCGCGCGUGGCGGGAGUUCGUGCAGCGGCAGGACGUCCUGCACCACAGCUGCCUGGAGAAGAGGAGCCCGUCGCCUCCGUCCCUCUCCUCCUCGGGCAAGAUGAGCACCUCCAUCAGCAUGACCACUCUCUCCGACGGCAGCACCCCCGACUAUCGGGAGGAUGGCAUGGACUUGGGGAGCGACGCCUCAAGCCGUUCCAGUUCGGAGUCCAACUCCAACAAGGUGACCCCGUGCUCGGAGUACAAGUCCUCCCCCAGUCUUGACCUGGUCACUUUGGAGGACUAUGAGGAGGACGAGGACUACCAGGAGUACAAGAAGAAGGUCAUCGAGGAGUGGGAGAGUGAGUACGGGGACUGCGGUGACCACGAGGAGGGCGGCGGCUGCCGGAGGCCGGUGAACAGCCGCAGCCUGGCCGAGGAGUUCCAGGACGUCAGGACCCCCCCGCCCCCGCUGGGCGGCAGGACCGCCGCCACCACCGCCGCUGCCGUGCCUGAGGAGCUCAAGCAGAACGGUAACCUCAUCGUGCCCAGCAGCAACCACCAGCCUCCUGCCUCGGGGGCCAAGACUGUGCCCAAGGCCAGGCAGUGGGCUUCAGGUGGCAGCGCGGGCACAGGAGGCACAGUAGGCACAGGAGGCACAGGGGGCACAGGGCCGCUGAGCUCCACCCGGGGCGAGAGGGAGGAGGGAGGCCUGGGGAACGCGCUCCCUGCCGCCGAACCCCAGUUGCCCACCAUGGACUGGGCCGCUCUGGAGAAGCAUCUCGCCGGCCUGCAGUUCCAGGAGCAGGAGGUCCAGAACCAGAACCAGGGCCUGGGAAGGACCAACUACACCUCAGCCCAAAAGAAUGAGAGAGAGUCCAUCAGGCAGAAGCUGGCACUGGGCAGUUUCUUUGACGAUGGGCCCGGCCUCUACACCAGCUGCAGCAAGAGUGGAAAGCCCAGUCUGUCGUCACGACUCCAGAGUGGGAUGAACCUGCAGAUCUGCUUCGUCAAUGACAGCGGCAGCGACAAGGACAGCGAUGCUGACGACAGCAAGACGGAGACCAGCCUGGACACCCCACUGUCCCCCAUGAGCAAGCAGAGCUCAUCCUACUCAGACAGGGACACUACAGAGGACGACUCGGAGUCACUGGAGGACAUGGACUUCCUGAGCAGGCAGAAGAAGCUGCAGGCAGAGGCCAAGCUGGCAUUGGCGAUGGCUAAGCCCAUGGCCAAGAUGCAGGUGGAAGUGGAGAAGCAGAACCGUAAAAAGUCUCCUGUAGCCGACCUGCUACCCCACAUGCCCCACAUCAGUGAGUGUCUGAUGAAAAGAAGCUUGAAACCCAUCGACCUGCGGGACAUGACCCUAGGCCAGCUGCAGGUUAUCGUCAAUGACCUGCACUCCCAGAUUGAGAGUCUGAAUGAAGAACUGGUCCAGCUUCUUUUGAUCCGGGAUGAACUCCACAUGGAGCAGGAUGCCAUGCUGGUGGACAUAGAGGAUCUGACCAGGCAUGCCGAGAGUCAGCAGAAACAUAUGGCUGAGAAGACCCCCUCCAAAUGAGAUGCACCCGCUGUGCCCCUUGCACCCCACAUUGUCCCCACCCCAGGGGCAGCUCAGAACAAGGCCACAUUUUCAUUUGCUUCUGUGGUUGUAAACGUGCUGAAGAUGGAACGCUUUCUGGGAGAUGAAAACAAAUUAAGUGUUAGUCCUAAAUACUGUCCCAAGCUUUCUGUGCAGUGGAUUGGCCUUGCUUCUUUGUUUUUUUUUUAAACUUUUUACAUUUGCCACUAAAUUAUAUUGUCAAUUUGUCAAAUGUGUAUGUAUCUAUAUAUCUGUACAUAGAUAUAUGUUCAUACAUACACAAAUUGGUGAGCAAAAAUAUUAGUGCAAGGUAGAAAAGUGAAAAAAAUGUACAAACGCUAAAAUCUAACAAAAUUUCAGUUGGACAGUAUUUUAAAGUUGGCCUCUUUUUAUUCUGCACAAACAGUAGUUUUCAGAGAAACAUUUAUUUGAAGGUGCUAAAUGAGUGAAAAGGACACAUGCCUGCCUUGUAGUCCGACUUGUAGCUUUUGUUAACAUGUUCACUGUUUGGGUUUCAACAUUUUGUGAAUGUUGAUUUUCUGACACAAGUCAUUUUAAAUAAAUGUGUGUUAAUAUAAUUUUCAUCCAACUGUAUUGAAAAUCUUAUUUCAGGGGGUGGUUUAUGUACAGAUAUGUAAAAUAAAAAUAAAAACUUUGUUUCAUAA
This is a messenger RNA of Scleropages formosus (Asian bonytongue), 2455 nucleotides long. RefSeq names its product schwannomin interacting protein 1 (gene schip1). NCBI's taxonomy places the organism in Eukaryota, Metazoa, Chordata, Actinopteri, Osteoglossiformes, Osteoglossidae. Gene Ontology annotation, cellular component: cell junction; plasma membrane. The transcript has 11 exons. Gene Ontology annotation, biological process: positive regulation of hippo signaling. Bases 69 to 1769 code for a protein of 566 amino acids. The record is from RefSeq and is a predicted model, not a curated record.